Messenger RNA from Sodiomyces alkalinus F11, 1727 nucleotides. RefSeq lists its product as hypothetical. Gene Ontology annotation, biological process: canonical NF-kappaB signal transduction. Lineage: Eukaryota; Fungi; Ascomycota; Sordariomycetes; Glomerellales; Plectosphaerellaceae. The record is from RefSeq and is a predicted model, not a curated record. Bases 339 to 1514 code for a protein of 391 amino acids. The transcript has a single exon.
AGCUACCUUACCCCUCCCAUUUGAAGGUCAUACCUAAGGUAAUCGGGACACGACGCCUGGUCUUAGCAUAAACACUGACUUUUCGCUCCUAUCCGUACGGAGUCAUUAUUUCCUCUUUAUCAUGGGUAUAGCGAUCUACGGCAAGAGUUUCUCUAGACCAAGCGAUAGUCAACCUCACUCAACCGACUGUCGAGCCGUUGGAUCGAAAUGAGCGUCAUGUCCACGACUUUCCAAACCACCUGCGGCCCCAACUAGUCCAGUUCAACAGAAUUCAUUCUCACCUCUCGACGAUAGGAAGACGACACCUCUGUCACCACUUCCAUUUAACGUUCAUUGCAAUGACCAAUCCGUCGUCACCGCGGCGGCGCCAUAUCCUCUCAUCGAUCAAUCCCGACAGAGGCAACGAUCCUGGUGCAGAUGCAGCAGCUAAAAGCCACCGACGCCACCAUACGAAGGAGAAGGAGCACAGUCGCGCUAAAAGUCCUGUUUGGCGUCGAAAACCAGAGGACAAACACGAGCGAGAGGAAGGGGGAGAGGGAUCAUCAAGGCGAAGAGAAACAAAGGAAAGUAAGAAACGGGACUACGGCGACAGCGAUGCCAACGCGGCAGAGGAAUCCCGGUCGCGCUCUAAUAAGCGCUUCCGUUUUAAGUUCAAAAAGGGCACAGAAGAAGAAUCAUCCUCUUCACACAAGAAAGACCACGGCGACUCCCAUCAACAUCGCCACCGUCACCGGCACCGCCACCGGCGGCAUCAUCGGUCGGAGUCACCGACAGCCGCCGAUCUUCAUGACCGGCCGCUCUCCCCCAACACGGCGUUUCGGGAGUCUCUCUUCGACGCCAUGGCCGACGAUGAAGGGGCCGCCUACUGGGAGGCUGUGUACGGGCAGCCAGUACACAUAUACGGCAAUGCAGGCGCCGGCGGGGAACCCAAGGGGAAGUUAGAGAGUAUGGACGAAGAAGAGUACGCGGCGUACGUCCGGCGCAAAAUGUGGGAGAAAACGUACGCAGGGCUUCUCGAAGAGGGGGCCAGACGGCAAGCGGCGAGAAAGCAACGCGAGGAGGAAGAGAAACGGCAGGAGCGCGAGGAGCGGCGGCGCGACAAGGUACGGCGGGAGGUUGAAGAGACCUUGCGCCGCGGCGAGGAGAGGAAGACGAGGAAGAAACACACGACCCGGUGGCGGGCAUAUCUCGAUGCUUGGAGGCGAUGGGAGAGCAAAGAUGCCAAACGGAACGUCGCCGACCUCCCGUGGCCCGUGGAAAGCGGCCGCCGAGAAGAUGUUAGACAGGUCGAAGGUGAAGUGCGUAGGUUCUUCCUGCGCGGACUGGAGGCAGCGGAUAUAGCGCAAGGCGAGUUUGCUGCACGGCUCAAAGACGAACGGGUGCGGUGGCACCCAGACAAGGUUCAACAGCGGACGGCUGGGGGCCAGGUCGAGCCAGCUGUGAUGCAGGACGUCACCGCUGUGUUCCAGAUUGUAGAUGCCCUCUGGUCCGAGACGAGGAAGAAAGGCCGGUAAUACAUUGACGAUAUACACGGUGCAGGCAGGGUUAACAUGACUUGGCAUUGGGAUAUGGCGGAGUGUUUCCAAGGCGGAGUGAUGGGAGCGGAUACGGGAUGUCUCUGCUUCUACUUGAAUAUGUACCGUUAGGAACUGUCAUUGCACGACUAGGUCAAAAGUAUGGAUAGAGGGAGGCGUUAAAUGGAGAAUACAAUCAAGUGGGUGUCAUUG